This is a messenger RNA of Asparagus officinalis (garden asparagus), 811 nucleotides long. RefSeq lists its product as uncharacterized. The transcript has 3 exons. Lineage: Eukaryota; Viridiplantae; Streptophyta; Magnoliopsida; Asparagales; Asparagaceae. The coding region runs from base 141 to 728 and encodes 195 amino acids. The record is from RefSeq and is a predicted model, not a curated record.
ACGGUGAAGGAGUCCAUUAUUCACCGCGAGUUCCACCUCAACCGUUAAUCUCUUUAAAUAUCCAUCACUCUAUAAAUAGCUUCAACUUAUCCCAUUUCUUCAAAUAUCCCAUAAAUUAACUUAAGUCUUAAUUUGCAUCAAUGGCUUCCUUCAAUCGCUUCAAGGCUUUCAUCUCUCUUGCUCUUUCUCUUACGUUCUUCAUGCAAGGCACCCUAGGAGGAAUAACAUGCGAGAAGUUGGACAGCAGCAAAUGUGCAUUUGCUGUUUCAUCAUCAGCCAAACGCUGCGUCUUAGAGAACAGACUGCGAAGGGGAGGGCAGAUUGAAUUCUCAUGUCGAACUUCAAACAUCGAUGCUGAGAAGCUCGCGGACUUGAUUGAGACUGAUGAAUGCAUCAAAGCCUGCGGGCUUAGCAGGAGCACUGUUGGCAUCUCUUCCGACUCUCUGUUAGAAACAAAAUUCACUCAGACACUCUGCUCUCCUCAAUGCUACAAUGUUUGUUCUAACAUCGUUGAUCUCUACUUCAACCUCGCUGCUGGUGAAGGAGUGUUUCUACCGAAAUUAUGUGAAGAACAGGCAGCAGUUUCUCGCAGAGUCGCCAUGGAGAUGCGCAGUUCAGGUCUAGCACCGGUGGCAGGGCCGAUCUCUGGCUCCGAUAACGAGGUGGCUUGUGCGCCUACUCAGUCCAUUGAGGGCAUUGCGGAUGCCCCUGCAAUGCCACCAAUGUAGUAUACUGAAAGCUUGAAACUCUUAAGACUGCCUAUAGGAUUGAGUGUAUAAUGUUGGACAUAGGCAAACUUGAUAGUGUGAAA